Messenger RNA from Bacillus rossius redtenbacheri, 4645 nucleotides. It is a transcript of the gene APC7, whose product is annotated as anaphase-promoting complex subunit 7. The transcript has 12 exons. Gene Ontology annotation, molecular function: protein binding. The record is from RefSeq and is a predicted model, not a curated record. Gene Ontology annotation, biological process: positive regulation of mitotic metaphase/anaphase transition; cell division; protein ubiquitination. Gene Ontology annotation, cellular component: anaphase-promoting complex. Lineage: Eukaryota; Metazoa; Arthropoda; Insecta; Phasmatodea; Bacillidae. Bases 317 to 2128 code for a protein of 603 amino acids.
GCUCAAACUAAAAUAAUCCCCACAAUGCGCAUUGUGGUGAAUCUGUAUUGUUCCGUUUAUAAUAAUUAAUUAAAUACAACUAUUUUUUUAAUAUGUACUUCUAUUCGCUUCCACUUUGUAUAAAGUGUUCAAAAGUGCUAGCGCUACAAGUUUGGUUACACCUGCAAAUAAUUGAGAGCAAAGUUAGUUCCCGAAUCGAACACAUUGUUUUGUAUAUUUUCUACGUUGAUGUCUGACGGAUAUUUGAUGUCUGUUGAAUUCUAAAGGAGUAUGGUUAGACGGUAUUAACUGUGUGAAGUACUCGAAAUAUAAUAUUAUGACUGCACUGUUUAAACAUUUAGAGUCACUUUAUGAAGAACAGUUGUAUUCAAAUGUCAUAUCAGCGGCAAGCUUGCUGCUCUCGCUGAACGACAGCGCCCAGGAAAUAUUUUCGGUCCACUGCAAGUUCCAGGCGCUGGUGUACUAUGCACACUCCUUGUACCACACGGGCCAGUACCGCAAGGCGGAGGUCACGUACCGGCAAGCCCUGCAGUACCGGAAGUCGCUCAUCAAGUCGAAGAGUGCCGGCAAGCCAAGCGAAUCCCCCAAGGACAUUGUAUCCGACUUAGAUCUGAAGUACAAGAUCCACAUGUGCCAUGUAAAUUUGAAGCAAAACAACCAAGCGAUUGUGGUGUUGCAGUCUGUCCCGGCCAAGCAGCGCAAUGCCAGAAUAAACAUGGCCCUAGGCAAGCUGUAUCAGCAGAGCGGAAUGGACCGUUCUGCCAUCACCUGCUACAAGGAAGUCCUUAAGGAAAGUCCUCUAGCCCUGGAUGCUGUAGAAGGGCUUCUAAGUCUGGGCGUCAAAGGUGUGGAAGUACAUUCCUUUGUUCUGGAAAGUGCACCUGCACUUAGCUCCAUGGAAUGGUUCAACUCGUGGAUCAAGGCCCACGCCAGCAUGCACGGCCGCGAGUACGCGCAGGCCAUCGCGACGUUCCAGCAGCUGGACAGCCGCACUGUGCUGCGCGACAACGUGAACCUGCUCGUGUCCCUGGGCGAGAGUUACUACCACGUCGGGGACAACACCACCGCCAUCAUGAUACUCCAGAGGGCACAGUCGCUAGAUCCGUUCAUGGAGCGUGGCCUAGACAUCCUAGCGGCUCUGCUGUUCAAAGAGGACCGCAUCAAGGAGCUGGAGAAGCUGGUUCCGUCCGUCUUGACUGUCCCCGAGUACAGCAGCGAAGUCCUGGUCGCCAUGGCUUACUACUUCUUCGGUAUCAAGAAAAACACUCGCGCUGUGUAUUUCGUGCAGAAGGCACUUUUUAUGAACCCUCGCAAUGUGGAAGCCCUUAUUUUGAAAGGUCUAAUACUUUUUGAGCUGAAGAAGCACCAGGAAUCGGUGCUGCACUUCCGAGAAGCGAUGCAGAUCUCGUCGUACCGCUACGAGUCUCACAAGGGCAUAGUGGACAACUACAUCGCCAUGCACAGGAUACGAGAGGCGCUCACGAUGGCCAGCAAUGCUUGCAAGCAGCUGGGGCAAACGCCUCGCUCUCUCACUCUGUAUGCCAGUGUCAUGCUCCGCGACCCUAUGUCAGUGUGCAAGGCUAAAGGACUUCUGGAGAAAGCACUUGCUCAGGAUGAUAAUUAUCUUCCUGCUGUGUAUCUUCUAGCUGAAAUAUAUGAGCAGGAGAUGGCGCUGGAAGCUGCGAUAGCUCUGCUCGAGAAGCGGGUGGAAACCAAACCAACGUGCAAGCUGCAUCAGAUGCUGGGGGACCUGCUCUCCCGGAUACACGAGGACGAGAAGGCCCUGGGCCACUACACCAUAGCACUGAACCUGGAGCCCAACAACAGGCGUGCGCUGGAAGGAGUGCACCGGCUCGACAACCCCACCUCGAAGCUGGACCCGUCCUUCUACAUGACCGUGGGCGAGGACGAGCCUCACGACCAGACGUACGACCGCAUCUCUGCCGACUCUGAAAACGAGGCACUCAUCGAUGUCCUGAUGAGUGGCAGGACCUCGGAGUCGACGAGCGGCCAGGGCAACACGGCGAGCCACGGCCUCCUGCCCUUGUGGAGACAGAACGCGGAGGCAGAGGAGAGCGAGACGGAGGGGGUGUGGUCUGACAUGGACCUGGAACUGAACAGCCAAUGAUGAGCGCAGGAUUCGCAUCGCAGUUAACCAAGUCUAGUGCUGUGGACAAUUUUCAACCAAGACUGUUCUUUUUUUGUUGAACAGAGUUUUAUAUUUUGUCAUGUUAAACUUUUUAGUGGCUUUUUUUUUGCCACCUUAAUGCAUUUGGCAAGACUGUACAGCUUUUUUUUUUCCAAAUGAAUUAUUAUAUGUUCGUGCUUUUGCCUGAUAGUCUUAAAAUAAAUUUUACUUUCUAUUUGAAAUGAAGAGGAACAUGUGUUUUGAGCUUUGCUUAGUUCAUUAUUAAUCAGGAUACAAAAUUAGAUUUUAAUAAUGCUAUAUAUUUCUUCUGUGAUAAAAUGUUAUCAAAUGAAGCUAAAAAAAUAUAUCUUAAAUUGUAUAACUUUUCAUCGUAUUGUAAACCUUAAUUAACUUUUUUCAUAUUGAAUUAUUGAUACAACUGCCUGUACAACAUCUCAUUACCAAUGAAAACAUGUUUUUUAUUAUUCUAAUACAUUUUUUUUUAUAAUUUCAAAUUUGUGGACAUUGUUUUUCAACUUCAAGCACAUAAAAUUGAUUUCAGGAAGAAAAUAUUCCAAGGUCUUGUAGCUCUGUUCAGUCACUGAAGCAUCUGUCCUUGUUUAUACCAGUGCUAUGUAUCAGGAUUUUUUUUUAAAAAAAAAAAACACAUUUAUAUUCAAAGUUGAAUAAAACCAUCAACACAUCACUAGCUACAUAUUGAAAGUAUUGAAAGGAAAUUAAAAAAAUGUUAUCUUGUUUGGGAACUAAAGCUUUCAAGAAAAAGAUCAUUUCAUUGACUUUUUAUUUUAUCAUAAUUUUAAAUGAUCAUUUAUUUUAUAUUCCACAUUCCUUGUUUAUUUGUAGAAUGAUGCUGGUGUGAAUUACUCAUUACUAAGACUAGGGCAGUGUGAUUCUUAAAUCCUCAAUUUUAAUUCAAGGCCCAGUAAAAUUCCUCAGCUUUGGUUUUUCAAAAUUUGAUGAAAGAAGAGCAGGGGCGGCUCCGAGGCAGGUAAAUCAGGGCAACCGCCCAGGGCCCUGCCACUGGCCAUUUUAUUUUUUAUAAUCAUUUUCGUAUAAUUUUUUUGUGAAGAAUCAUGGGAAUGGGAAACUGAAUAAUUUAAUUUUUAUUCACAUAUUUCAAUAGAGUUUUCAUUUUUUCAUAUACAGUGUAAAUUCGAUACAUAACGACACAUAACGUACUCAGCAUUUUUCGAUGUUAUAGAGAGUGGUCGUUAAAUGGAGAGAAAUAAAAGAUAUAAUUUUACUAUUCUAUAAUAAUGUGUAUUUACUAAUAUAGUACACAUUUUACACACGAACAUUAAUAUUCAUACAAAUAACAACACUUAUUGCGUGUAGACUGUUAUCUUCGUCUGAUGUUUUUUGCUGCUCCAAUAUUUUAAUUGUAUUUUCUUAUGUAUUUUACUGAUAUCUUGAGAUACUGCCGGAUCACCUUGAUUAUAUAAAAAGUAUUUUUUCUAAUAGUUUCGCUGCAUCAAGUGCUUAAUAAAACUUUUUCGUCAAUACAUAAAGAUUUUCGUUUACUCGCUAUGUUUUUAGUUCGAAAAUCUGAAAGCAACUGCGAAAAUGAUAACGUGUAACAACUUGACAAUAGUCUAGUGACCUAGGUAAACAUGUGCAAAUUCAUCAUGCAAAAACAAAAGACAAAAUUUCUUAGAACCUCCGGUACGUCAGUCGAAAUAACACGUGCUAGAUAAUAAAACAACAUAACAGCAAACAAAAGAAAGUACACACCUGUAGUUCUUAUCAACUUCGGAAACUUAGAAAGUACUGCUUAAUGAUUUAUAAUGCCGUAUUGUUGUUAAAUAGAGUGAGCGUGACGCUAUAUAGAGUGUAUUAUUGUAUAGAAAACAAGGUAAACAAACCAAAGUCAAGCAAUUUCGAUGUUUUAAGGAGUUUGUCGUUAAAUCGAGUGAAGUUAUAAAGAGUUUACACUGUAUUUAAAAACCUUAAAAGAUUUCAUUACCUGACAUCCUGUUCGUGGUGUGAGUAAGUGUGUGUUUGAAUUGCAAAUUUGUUGACAAAAUUGUCACGCAACCUGAUGUACAAAAAUUGGUUGUUUUUCGUAUUUCGAACUUGGUAUCAAAGUUAUGAAAAUAAAUUUUGAAUUCACCAUAGCUAUUGGUUUUAACCUUCAACACGCACAACUGAUAUUAUUAUUUUUGUUUUAAUUUAAAAAAUUUGUGAGGAUUUCAUUAUAGUAAAAUUUUGUAAAUUUUAAUUUCAUGUGAUAAUUGAUUCAUAUAAUUUUAUAUUAAAUAAUAUCAUUGAAACUUAGGUGUGAGGUAUGUAUAUAUUUCUUUAAGUUUUAAUACCAUUUGAGGCAUUUUUAGAUUGGUCUAAUAAACAAUAUUACCUACCAAUUAAGCAAUUUGAAUUCAGAAGUUCUUUUGUGUUGCUCAGAAAAUAAUCCAACAUUCUGUCACUAUGUCUUCUGACAACUCCUAAGUAGUAUGCCUAGAUGGGAAAUGUGGCAAAUAAAUGGUUCAUUUAAUUUCA